AUGUGGCUGAAGGUGCUGGCUGAAGCCAGCGAUGUAGCUUUAGUGCAUGAGCGACACAAAUGCGGCAGCUGGGAGCGGGCGGGCAGGGCGCUCCGGGAAGCGCUCGGUGCGAGCGGCGGGAGCGCGGGCAGGGCGCGGGGCAGCGCGCAGGGAAACGCGCCCGGGCAGAGGGAGGAGGAAAUCCUCCGGCGGGGAAUUUGUGCGAGUAACCCUCAGAUGCCUAAGAAAUUAUCUAUGAUGAAAGCUACUCUACCUAGCAGUCAUGCUGCAACAGGUUUGGAAGGAAGGAAUACCAGGAGAGCUGAAACAGAAAAGCUUCCAAUGGUCCCAGAGGUUGGAUAUAGCAUUGCAGAAAGUGGUGAUGUGUAGGUCUGGGAAAAUACUAGUUGCAUCUGGAAAGGAUGUCAAGAGGGGACCCAAAAUGAGCUUAGGAGUGUUACCACCAUGAAGCCAUCCACACCUUUGGAGCAAGAAGUGAGGCUUCAUACUACUGACUGUAGCUUUCUUCUAGAGCUAAACAUGCUGGGCUGGAGCCUUGAGAAUCUCAUUGCUGCCAAUGUAAGACCUGCUGCACAUAUCUGGAAUGGACAAACUCUUGAUUUGAAAGCUGUUGAAGGCACUGAUUUGAAUUCCAGUUCCAAACACAUUUCAUGUCUGGCUUGGAUAAAAAAAGGAAUAUGCCUUGCAGUUUGGAUCAGUGAUGGAGAAGUGCAAUUGUGGAACAUUGAAACCAGAAAGAGGCUGAGAAAUAUGUUUGGCCACCUGUCUCAAGCAGCUGGUGCAGCAGUGUCAAGCUGUGCAGAUUUUUCUAAAGCCUUGGAGUGGGAGGGAGAAACAAGUGGUACACUACUAGGAUUUGCCCAUCACCGUGAAGUCCAGGUUGCUCAGCACUAUGUUGGGAUUCUUUGUCAAAACAAACAAAUCAUUAGCAGCUUGAAAUUUUCACUAGCCAACCUGUUGCUGGCAAUUUGGUCUAGAGGUAGUACAUUGAAUAUCUGGCCUAGCAACCCUGGGGUGAAAUUGCAGUCACAGACACUGAAAACCAGUCAGGUUAUGACCUGGUGUCCUUGGCAGUCAAAAGUCCUUGCUACACGAGGUGGAAUGAAAGAUGGGAUUUUGCAUGUCUGGCACAUGAAUUGUGAGAAAAUCAUCCAAAGUGCAAUUACAGAUUCACAGAUAGAUGAUUCUGCAUCUCAUGAUGCAAAGAUACUGAAUCAGCUUUCAAAUGAUGCGGACAGUCUUGUAUAUAUAACCCUGAGCUCAGAUCAGAAUAGGUUCAUUUUUGUUGCAGAGGAUGGGAUGUCUUGUCUGUGGAAACAACAUGGGUCUGGGCAGAGCAUGCACAGCAACAAAGCUUUUUAA
Molecule: messenger RNA, 1362 nt
Organism: Agelaius phoeniceus (red-winged blackbird)
Lineage: Eukaryota; Metazoa; Chordata; Aves; Passeriformes; Icteridae
Source: RefSeq, a predicted model, not a curated record